Molecule: messenger RNA, 2135 nt
Organism: Solea senegalensis (Senegalese sole)
Lineage: Eukaryota; Metazoa; Chordata; Actinopteri; Pleuronectiformes; Soleidae
Gene: tecra
Product: trans-2,3-enoyl-CoA reductase a
Exons: 11
Coding region: 392-1423 (343 amino acids)
Biological process (GO): very long-chain fatty acid biosynthetic process
Molecular function (GO): oxidoreductase activity, acting on the CH-CH group of donors
Source: RefSeq, a predicted model, not a curated record
GCGAUUUGUUGCGUAAAGGGGGAGUGUGGUGGGGGAGGUGGUAUUGUGGAUCAUGAAGAGGCUGUUAUUCAGGUAAGAGGCAGGUUCACGUCACAUUCUCAGAGCAGUGCUGUGUCCACUGCCCCUCACUCUCUUUCCUGCUCACUUGCCUCCACUCUACCAACACACGUGUGGCACAAGCAGAGGGAAUUGUGCAUGGUUUCAUAUCUUUCCAUGCCACUCUUCCUUUGGAAGUGGAGGGCUAUUCUGAGAAUCCAAAAGACACCAGAGAAGACACACUUCAGUUGGAGUGGCAAGUCUGUUGAGGGAGUGCUGAGAGGACAACCGGCUUCACUGGACGUGUCAAAGAUUAUUUCGAAAAGGACACAGAGGAUUGGGAUCUAACAUAAUCAUGGAUGUACUCGCCUUAGAGGCAAAGGGAGCGGGGACACCAGAGACGAAUGAGAAGAAAGCUGCACCAAGGCCAAAACCUAAAACUCAAAAAAAGACCAAAAGGACUGUUUACUUUGAGGUGGAAAUAUUGGACUUAAAGACUAAGGAGAAACUCUUACUCCUGGAUAAGGUGGAGCCCACUGCCACUAUUUUGGAUAUUAAAGCUUUAUUUCACAAAUCAUAUCCAAAAUGGUAUCCAGCCAGACAAUCCCUGCGUUUGGAUCCAAAGGCCAAGUGUCUCAGGGACGAGGACGUUCUCCAGUCACUUCCUGUGGGAACCACAGCCAUCUUUCACUUCACUGACCUGGGACCUCAGGUCACAUGGGGAACUGUGUUCCUGACCGAGUGUGCAGGUCCACUGAUCAUCUACUUAAUGUUCUACUUCCGUCUUCCCUUCAUCUACUCUCCAAAGUAUGACUUCACCAGCAGCAAGCAGUGGGUCGUACACUUGGCCUGUAUAUGUCACUCCCUCCACUACAUCAAGAGGAUUUUGGAGACGCUGUUCAUCCAUCGUAUCUCUCAUGGCACCAUGCCUCUCCGAAACAUAUUUAAGAACUGUGGCUAUUACUGGUGCUCUGCUGCCUGGAUGGCGUACUACAUUAACCAUCCUCUCUACACUCCUCCCUAUUAUGGGCAGCAGCAGGUGAACAUAGGACUUUACAUCUUUGCGUUCUGUCAGUUGGGAAAUUUUUCCAUCCACAUUGCCCUGCGUAACCUCAAAAAUCAAGGCUCAAAGAACAAGAAGAUUCCUUACCCGAGUAAAAAUCCAUUCACGUGGAUUUUUUGGUUGGUCUCUUGUCCGAACUACACAUAUGAGGUGGGCUCCUGGAUUGGCUUCACAGUGUUGACCCAGUGUGUGCCUGUGGCUUUCUUCACUCUUGUGGCCUUUAUCCAGAUGACCGUGUGGGCCAAAGGCAAACACCGCAGCUACUUAAAGGAGUGCAGAGAUUAUCCAACACUGCGCUCAUCCAUACUCCCGUUCAUCCUGUAGAGCCAGAGGCUGCCACAACACACACACAGACACACACAGACACACACACACACACAUCUUCUCACUGACUGGCUCCUUCAUCCAUGUCGAUGUCAGAAAGCAUGUCCCGAGGUUAACAGUGUGGAUACUUUUUGAUCACAUGAACUGACUGCUGUAGGCUGGCUGUUCCUGGUAAAGGAAGCCCUCGGUGUAAAAUACAGAAGAGUCUUAAUUUGAUGUUGUUUGUGAUUUUGACGAUAAAAAUGCAAAAAAUAAUAAUAUCCUUUCUAUUUUGCUACUUUGAUAUACAGCAGAGUCGCGCCUGCGUUACUUUCAUAGCUUUUGGCGGCUGGAAUACAAAAGGGGCUGAUCUGCAUGUCAACUUAGUACGAUUGUGGCCUCGUGCAGCUCACUAUACUGAGCUGACUGACCCCAUUAACCUUUACACUACAGCGCUGUUAGAUCUGGAUUAGGAUUUGCAUUCGGGUUCUUUAUAUUUUCCUCCGUAACUGAAGAAAAUCCGCAUUUCUUUUUGCCUGUACAUGGAUUGAGUGUUUUUUCUGGCAUAAGAACAUCAACAGAAGGGGGGAAAAAAACACUGCUUGUAGCACGCACAGACACGCCUCACAAAAUCCACCUCUUACUCACACACAGACGAUUUUACAGCAAAAGGUAUUCAGCUGAAUAGGCUAAAAUACCCAUGUUUCAGCCAUUAAACCACAAUCGCUGUGCA